Messenger RNA from Cimex lectularius (bed bug), 1460 nucleotides. RefSeq names its product zinc finger protein Gfi-1b-like. The coding region runs from base 81 to 1352 and encodes 423 amino acids. Gene Ontology annotation, biological process: regulation of transcription by RNA polymerase II. Lineage: Eukaryota; Metazoa; Arthropoda; Insecta; Hemiptera; Cimicidae. The record is from RefSeq and is a predicted model, not a curated record. Gene Ontology annotation, molecular function: DNA-binding transcription factor activity; RNA polymerase II cis-regulatory region sequence-specific DNA binding. The transcript is spliced from 6 exons.
GGGAGCAGGCAUGCGCCAGGCGGUGGAGGAGGGCCUCGGCACCGCUGUUUGGCAAUCCGCCGUCUAGUCUUCUGGGAUACAUGGAGCUCGCACCUCUCGACUACAGGCUGAGGGCCUUACAGGCGACCCCUGCUUCGUCUGACAGUGCCUUCACCCUCAUCCACCCCAAACACUCAACAAAUGGAGACGAUGGAUUCAGGAGUUGGAACAGUCCGACGAUUCCCCGAAGUCCGGAGUAUAUUACCUCUUCCAAACCAGAAUCCAGCCCUACAGAAGAAAUCAAAUUCGGCGUGGACAGGCUGAUGAAGUCGGAGACGGACGAGGACGAGGACCGGGGGCGGAAGGAUUCGGCGGACGUGACGACGAUGACGACCGAUGGCGGCUGUUCGUCGCCGGAGCUGGAGGUGGACUCGCCGCCGCCCCCGCAUACAUCGCGUCCGCACAAAAAUUCCGAACUGUUCAGUGUGAGUGCCCUGUUGCGGUCGGACGUGCCCCGGGCGAAACGUCCCUCACCGCCCCCGUUUCAUCCCCUGCUCUCGAGGCACGGCCUUCCGCUCUACCCACCCGUCAAAGAGGACGCCAACAGGAACCUCCUCUCAGGAUCUCUCUACCUCAGCCUAGGGGCCAUGCAUUAUGCCAUCGCCGCCGCAAACCCCGCAGGCUCGUCGAGUAGUUUACACCCGAUGGGUAGCAGCUCGGAAGACCUGUACAGGCUGCGGCAACAGCUGAUGGCCGGCGGUCCGAGCCAUCCCCACGACCAUCAUCACCACUUCCUCGCCCCCGACGUCUACUCCUGUAUCAAAUGCGAAAAAAUGUUCCCGACGCCCCACGGCCUCGAAGUACACUCGCGGAGGUCGCACAACGGCAAACGGCCGUUCGCCUGCGAACUCUGUAACAAGACUUUCGGCGCCGAGGUCUCGCUAUCGCAACACAGGUGGCUCUGCUGUCGCAGGUCUGUACAUAAUGUGGAAAAAGUGUUCCAGUGCAAACAGUGCGGGAAGACGUUCAAAAGGAGUUCCACGCUCUCCACCCACCUCCUCAUACAUUCGGACACGAGGCCGUACCCGUGCCAGUUCUGCGGGAAACGAUUCCACCAGAAGUCCGAUAUGAAGAAGCACACCUACAUUCACACAGGAGAGAAACCUCACAAAUGUCAGGUCUGCGGGAAGGCGUUCUCUCAGUCGUCGAACCUCAUAACGCACAGCAGGAAGCACACGGGCUACAAACCGUUCGCCUGCGAUCUCUGUGGCAGGGCUUUUCAGCGGAAGGUGGACCUGCGGAGGCACAAGGAAACGCAGCACGCAGAACUGAGGCCCGUCACGCAAAUGCCACCCCAACUGGGACCCACUUAAACGCAUCUCGUCAAUAUGAAAUUAGUUAAUAUUUUGUUAAUUGUGAUAUUAAUUUAUAGUCAAGCAUUCUUCUUUACGUUUAUUAAAUUAAAACUCUAAACUAAAAAA